UUUUUUUUUUUUUUUCUUCUAGUUUUUAUUGGUUGGUAUUUUCGUCUGAACCGAGCCAUCCAGAUUGCACGCCUGGCCUGUACAAACAAGCCAGCCCGUCUGUAUAUAGCCGCCGAAGCUAGUUCCCGCCAUCUUGAAGCCAUUACAGACAUGGCGUUUUGUUUAUUUUUGUAACGGUCUCCCUCUUUUUUUCUUUUUAUUAGUUCUUCUUUGGCAGGCUCUGUGCCCGGAGUUUAUUUUUCCAGGGCCUCGCGCUUUAAAACAAUGACGAAUUGCGCGGGACAUCGUGCAAGCUGCGGCAUCCAGGAUAUUUUCUACGAGUUCUCUAUCGGAUGUUGUAGUAGCGUAGCACGAUAAAGAUAAGCCCGGUUGUUGCAGACGACAGAGCGGGGUUAUCGAAAGGAGACGUUGUAAAAUGCCGGCGAAUAAGUUGUCCGUACUCUGCGUGAAGUGCGAUACGCUCGCAAGGACGCGCCGUACCCUCCCUCGCCCCACGCAGUCUCUGUGACUCCCGCCGUCUGCAACAAGUGCCGCGAGCCUUGCGGCGACGCGGUCGGAGAGGGCGAGGGGACCACUUCUAAUGAAAGUUUUUUUGUUUUUCUUUUCUCCCUCCGGGUUGAGUUUCGCCCAAGCGUCGCAAAGAGCCCGUCGUUUUAUUUGAUUUAUUUAGCUGUAAACGCGCGGCGAACGCUCUCAAGGUUGUCUCCGCAAAGUUUGUCUCCAUCAUCGACGUCGGUCUCGCUCGUCCCCCUGAAUGGCGGCUGCGCAUGGCUUCUUCUCUCGCCGCCAUUUUCCGCUCCUCCGAGUCGUCACGUGACAACUUGCGCGGUUCGUGUCACGUGACUUUCAAUCGGACCAAUGGGACGCUCCGCAUUCUCCCGCGUUGACGGAGCGGCACCUGCUGUUGAGGCUAAAUCCACGCGCCGUCUGCUUUUGUAUGUGGAUACAUUUUUCGUUUUCUCGCUACGGAGAAGGGAAGGGAGAGGCGAGCAGAUGAGCGCGUUAGUUCUGCCGCCGGCCGCUGCGUAGCGCCACGUUUGCGGAGUGGCGCUGGGGUCGCGUGUACCCGCCGUGCACCGCGCGUUGCCGUCUGCUCUGCGGGCCGACUUGGUUUCCUAGGCGCUUUUCCUUCAUAGCCUGCCAAGUCACUUCGCUCUCGAUCGUUCUUCCUAGCGGUCCGUCCGCCUUCCCCCCUUUUUUUUCUUUCGCUGUCAAGUAUAUAUUAUAUUUUUUUCUCCACCGAAUCUCUCUCUAUUAGUCUUCCCUGUGGAAACCCACCUAAGACACCUUCGUAACCUUAUCAUUUUUUUUUCUUAGCCACAAAGGCACCGCGCGAGCGAAUACAACUACAACAAAACAAGUGGCUUUGCUUCUACUCCGCUGCUGGACUCGGUGAACAUCAUCAGCUCUUCAUCUUUUCCUGGCCUGACUGUUUUUCUUCCCAAAAGAAAGAAGCCGUUUCUCGUCUGCGGGUUUAUGUCUGUUCGGGCGCCGUGGAUUGUCGUCGUUGGAACGUAACAGCGGACUUGUCAGAAGCUAAGGAUCCCUACUCGCCUGUCGACGACCGUUCGCGUGGCUUCAUCGCUGUGGUGUGUGACAUCUGUGUGGUUUUCGGUGUUUUUGUGACUGUCGUGCGCGAAUCCGGCGGCAGGUUUGUUCGUUGACGAGAGCCGGAACCCUCCCUCUUUGAGAUCUGCGAAGUUUGUGCGAAGAAACUGGUUGCUACGGGCCAAAGCAGAGUUGGAAGAUUUCGGCCUUGGGAGGAACGCCGGUGUCGUUGAAUUCGACGAAUUCUCGUCGUCGAUAGACUGAGGGUACUUUCGAUAUAUUUUUGGUUGUGUUUCCCACACCGGUGAAUCGUGGAAGUUGUUGAAAAGUGUUGAAAACGAGCAGGCCGAGGAAGAACAAAACAUCGCUUUGGAGUGUCAAGCGGGAUCGUGCGUACUCCAUACUGCGACGGCGUCUUCGGCAUCUUCGGCGAGUGAGCUGCGAAGGCGAAGGAAUACCGACGACUGGCUUCACGUAGUUUUUUUGUUUUUCUUCUUCCUCACGACCUUAUAUUUAUAAUCUUUCUUCUUUUUUUUUCUUCGUGAGGUGCAGUUUUUGUUGCAUUUUUUUACCCCUCUCGCUUGCCCCUGCGACCUGUACCACCAGCCGCGUUCGAAGAAAAAGCAGCAUGCGCGGUUCAGACGAGCUGCUGACGCAGAACAGCGCUGUGAGCAAUGGCUCCAUUAUGAGUCCGCAGAACAAUCACAGCGACAACAACAAUGACGCCAAGAAGGUUAAACUGGACACCAACAGCAAAUCCGGCCUGGGCAAGCCGUCGCGGGUGGUCCACAUCCGCAACAUUCCCAACGACGCUACAGACACGGACAUCGUCCACCUGGGCAUUCCUUUCGGCAAGGUGACCAACGUGUUGCAGCUCAAGGGCAAGAAUCAGGCGUUCCUCGAGAUGUCCGACGAGGCUUCGGCCGUGUCCAUGGUGGACUACUUCACAAAGGCGUCUCCGACCGUCCGAGGUCGCGUGGUCUACGUCCAGUUUUCCAACCACCGGGAGCUCAAGACUGAGGGCAUGCAUGGCAAUUUGGUUGCACAAGCGAACCAGGGAGAGUCUCCGGGCGGCUCGAACACGGUCCUUCGGGUGGUGGUGGACAACCAGAUCUAUCCCGUGUCUCUGGACCUGCUGCACGGCAUCUUCAGUCGGGCGGGAAAAGUCCUCAAGAUCGUCACCUUCACCAAAAGCAACACAUUCCAGGCCUUGAUUCAGUUCAGCGACGUGAUGGGAGCCCAGGCGGCCAAGCUGGCGCUGGACGGACAGAGCAUCUACAACGCCUGCUGCACGCUGCGCAUCGAGUACUCGAAGCUGACCAACCUGAAUGUCAAGUACAACAACGACAAGAGCCGGGACUUCACCAACCCCACCCUGCCCACGGGGGACCCCACGCUGGACAACCUCGGCCUCGCAGGUUCGUUGGGUAUUCUGGCGUCCCCGUUUGCUGCCGGCCCGGGCCUAGGCUCCCCACUAACCGCUGCCUAUGCUGCCAGCGCAACAGCAGGCCUUCCGCUGGGCGGCUUUGCCCUGUCGCCCUCGAAUCCGUCUGCGGCUACGGCCCUGGGAAUGGCCGGCAUCCGGCUUCCCGGCCAGGGCACCGCGAGCUGCGUGCUCCUGGUGUCUAACCUGAACGAGCAGAUGGUCACGCCAGACGCUCUCUUUACCCUUUUUGGUGUCUAUGGUGAUGUGAUCAGGGUCAAAAUCCUCUUUAACAAGAAGGACAGUGCCCUGAUUCAGAUGGCCGAGCCACAGCAGGCACAGCUGGCCAUGAGCCACCUCGACAAAAUCAAGGUGCAUGGGAAACCGGUGCGGGUAACACCCUCCAAGCACCACAUCGUCCAGUUGCCCAAAGACGGACAGCCCGAUGCGGGCUUGACCAAAGACUACAUCAGUUCUCCGCUGCAUCGCUUCAAGAAGCCCGGCUCCAAGAACUACCAGAACAUCUAUCCCCCGUCGGGCACCCUCCACCUCUCCAACAUACCUCCAACGGUGUCGGAGGAGCAGAUCCGGGAAGCCUUCACGCAGACCGGCGGCACCGUGGUGGCCUUCAAGUUUUUCCCGAAAGACAGGAAAAUGGCUCUCAUCCAAAUGAGCUCCAUCGAAGAGGCUGUCACCGCUCUCAUCAAAAUGCACAACUACCAGCUGAGCGAUUCCAAUCAUCUGCGUGUGUCCUUCUCCAAGUCGACAAUCUGAGCGGGGCGCGGCAUGGUGUCGUCGUCGUUCUCCGUCGUCGCUGCCUCCGUCUUAAAAAUGCAAAAAGAAGCCCAUCGUCAUUAGCUUGUGGGUGGGGAUGAGGGGAAUCUGUUCUUUGUUUUGUAUCUUUUUUUUUUUUUUUAAGAGAGGAAAAAAAACAUGGGAGUGUGGGAAAGGGGGCCAUGCUGGUUUGUGGCCUCACCCACAGGACUUCGUACGGGAUUGGGAAAAAGGGGGGGAAAAAGUGUAUGUACCUCCGUUUUCCUUUUUUUUUUAAUCCCGAGUUAAUUUUCUUUCCUCGUACGUGUUGUGUUUCCCCCCUCUUUUUUUCUCCUUUCAUUGCCCUGGUUAUAAUAAUACCGCUUCACUACUGGCCCUUCAUAAGAUGAGUUAACUUUAUCUCUCUUUUUUUCCCGCCGUUUCCUUCUAUUUGUAAAGACCGGACGUUUCUCGUGUUUUCUACCGUCUCUUUCUCAACUGGGGAGUCUUUCCCGUUCUUUCGCUUUUAUUUUCCGUAACUAUUUCCCGUUCUGAGGUUUCUAAGGCGACCUAUGCAGUGCCUCUUCGUAAACAAAAACAUAUAAGAAAAAACAAACAGGAUUUCCAGGGUGUGCAUUCGUGUAAUUUUUUCGAAUCUUUGUAAUUUCUCCAUAGGAGAUUGGCAGGGUGUAGUUACUAUUUUUUUCUUUUGCCUCCCUUUUUUGUUAAAUUUUUUCUCGCUUUGUCUUCAGUUUGCUUAAAUUACUGUUUUUUUUUUGGUUUUUUUUUGCUUAGACGUUGACAGAAGAUCCAAACUUUGUUGCUCUUAAAAAAAGAAAAAGGCGCAACAGAAGAAGCCUUAAAUUUGCUUUAGCACUUGACUUUUGUUUGCUCUUUUUUUUUUUGUGUUUGUGUGUGCCACCAAAUUCCAGAAGGCGGGCCUUACUUGGGUGUCUGUACAUACAGAAUCGUGGUGGUAAUUACUUUUUCACUUUCUGGGACGUUCACUUGCUCGGCACCGUUGGCAAUGGAUGCACCUGGGGACCAAUUGCCCGAUAUUUUUUAUCGUUUUCGUUUCCGUUCUUUCUCUUUUCUGCGCGCUCUUACGUUUAUUUUUCUACUCCCCCUUUUUUCCCGCGUUCUCCACGCGCCCUAACGCCGACGAGUUUGUCCGGACGCAAAACAGAGCAGAGUCUUGCCGUUUUUUCUUUACUGGCCGCUCUCCCCCAACGCCCGAAUCUUCUAGCAUUCCAACAGUUCCUGUAUUAUCAUUAUUAUUAUUAUUAUUAUUCCUAGUACUCUUACUAUCAGCCAUUACUCCCUUGUCGGUUUUCGUUCCUUAUUUUCGAACUUGUAUAAUAUUUCUCGCCAAUCAAUUUGGUGCGGCUCAGAGGUUAUCUUUUUUGUUUGUUUUAGUAUCGGUGGCUGUAGAUCUGAUGUGCGAACAAAAAAAAAAACUUUUUUCCCCCUCCAUGUAUUAUGAGGCGUACGGUAAAACCGGUGGGUCGGUUUUUCCUGAGCCACUUUUUAUACUACCGGGAGUCGAGUACUGCGAAUAAAAACCAGAAACGAACGAUCCCUUUUUUUUUUUUUAAACAACUGCCGUGUAUUGCCGCCACUACCGUCGAGUGUGAUCGGUUUGUCUCUGCGAGAUUUCCAGUGCCGCGCCGAUUUUUCGGGAAGCCGAUCUUCGGGGUGCCGAUCGGCGUUACGCCGUCGUCGGCUUUUCGAUGUGAUAAAAGCUACGGAGCAGCCGCAACCGAACAACAAAGACCACUCUUUGCAUCUUUUUUUUUUUUUUUUCCCCACUCUUACACGACGCCUGCUGCGCUGGCUGCUUCGUUGUUGCUUCUCUCGCGCUCGUCUUCUGUCGGUUUAUGCAGGGAGGAAAGAACCUUACAGGGUCUCUUAUAUAGAAGUUUUGUAGCUUUCUACCGCAGUUACCGAAUGUAUACAUUUGCUCCCUCGAGGGAUGUGCUGUUUUUUGCGAGCUUUGCCCUACCGGUUUUUGUUUCUUUUUUACUCGCAAGUUUUUUUGCGCAUAGGGUGCUCUGCCGUUCGACCGAAAUUUCUCGUUUCCCGGGGUGCGCGAAAGAAAAAGGGAACCCCACGUUGUUAUGCACAGACUUGUUUUUGCUUUCUCCGCACGGGCGUGCCACAUAUCACAGCACCGGAACCGAACAACUAGGCUGGGCGUGUUGGCGAGAGUACUACUACUACUGCUACUAUUAUUACUACUACUACUAUACACACACACACUAUAUGCCACACGAUAUACAAAUGGGAUCACGGAAUAUGAGUCUAUUUUUUAAACGUGCGUAGAGUGUAUACAUUUAGCGAGUUGUUAACGACCACGUCGAGUCGCGUCCUCGGAGUCGUCAGCGCGUUCCCUCUCUGGCGAGGACGGAGCUUUACGACUGCCGCUUUGGCGACUGAAUCGUCGGCACGAAAGUGGCGUGCUGACCAACGACCAAUGGGAUUAGAGUAGGGAACGGCGGCGGAGGGUCGAUUGAUUGUUGAACGAGGGUAUGGCGACCUCCUGGCCGUAUUAGUUUUUUUUUCGGAGGACUCAAAGUAGAACCGAAUAGACACUCGGUCGCCUUUUUGAGUGCAGAAGGUUGGGUCGGUGCAUUUGUAUUCUUUCUUUCCCUGUUUUCCCUCAACUUCCCCGUACUGCGGGUUCCUGAAACUUGGCUGCCGUUAUUAAUCGCCUGUUUGGGGUCGUCCCAUUCUUCUUUUUUUUUUCUUUUCUCUUAACCAUGGUGGUUUUGUUGGCCUCAUGUAUGAGCUGACCGGGAUCUGUGUGUCUCUGUGUGCGCAUUUUUUUUUUGUAUUCUCUGGGAAAUUUCUUGAGCUUCCCUUUUUUUCCCUAAUCAAUUAUAAACAUCUCUGUGGACAUGUGUGUUUGUCUCUCUUGGGUAUUCUCCUUGCAUAUGGGCUCCCUGUCCUCUUAUUUUUUGCUAUGUAUCCUUUCUUCUCUGGGAUUAAAAGAAGUAUCUGUA
Ixodes scapularis (black-legged tick) is the source of this 6726-nucleotide messenger RNA. RefSeq names its product polypyrimidine tract-binding protein 1 (gene heph). Gene Ontology annotation, molecular function: mRNA binding. Gene Ontology annotation, cellular component: nucleus. Lineage: Eukaryota; Metazoa; Arthropoda; Arachnida; Ixodida; Ixodidae. Gene Ontology annotation, biological process: mRNA processing; regulation of RNA splicing. Bases 2177 to 3745 code for a protein of 522 amino acids. The record is from RefSeq and is a predicted model, not a curated record. The transcript is spliced from 16 exons.